AUGAUCGACUUCAUGUUUCAUGGACGAAAAGAAGCCGACAAGAUACAGUACAACGCGGAGCACAUUGGAAAUCUCAAUGGACCUAUGCACUUUCCAUGGUUUGACACAUUGAGAACUCCUGUUCUGCUUGAUCAGUGUGCAACUCCGCCACGUUGGAAUCACGACCAGAAUCUGAUUGUGUCGCCGUUCAAGAUUCUACAACAUUUGGAAGGCUGGCGACAAAAAGUCAACGAUGAAUAUCAGCAAAUGACGCAGAAGCUUGAGCAUUAUGAAGAAACCUUCGGAACGACGUGA
Ostertagia ostertagi is the source of this 294-nucleotide messenger RNA. The record is from the annotation of a GenBank genome assembly. NCBI's taxonomy places the organism in Eukaryota, Metazoa, Nematoda, Chromadorea, Rhabditida, Trichostrongylidae.